Molecule: messenger RNA, 3583 nt
Organism: Spirodela intermedia
Lineage: Eukaryota; Viridiplantae; Streptophyta; Magnoliopsida; Alismatales; Araceae
Source: the annotation of a GenBank genome assembly
AUGGGGAUUAUGUGCAGAUCACUCUGGGCCUUCCUGUUACUGUCGCUCGUCGUGGUCCAACUGUCCCUUCCGGUUUCUGCCACGGAUGGCAUCUUCAGGAUUAAUCUGAAGAAGAGGCAGCUGGACCGGGACAGCCGGAUCGCUCUUCGGAUGGCCUCUGAAGAUAGUGAGUCUGGCAGAGCUUCUUUGCGAAAGUUCAGAUUCCGUAACAGCAUCGCAGAUGUGUCAGAAACCGAUAUCAUACCCCUGAAGAACUACAUGGACGCGCAGUACUUCGGGGAGAUCGGCAUCGGCACGCCGCCGCAGAAGUUCACCGUCAUUUUCGACACUGGUAGUUCCAACUUGUGGGUUCCCUCUUCCAAGUGCUACUUCUCGGUGAGUUAAAAGCCUGAAUGAUGUGCAUUCGUAUUGCUGUGCAGCUGCUUUCGUUUCAAUGAUGAUAAAUCAAGAUUAUUCACUUCUGCGCGCCGUAAAAAUAUGUUGGGCCAAUGUUUUCUCUUCUGUUGCUUUUGCCUAUCGAUUUCUUACAAUAUUUCGUCGUGACCACAGGUCGCAUGCUACUUCCACUCCAAAUACAAGGCAGGCCAGUCAAGGACUUACCAGAAAAAUGGUUCGAUCUCGCUUCCUAUUUCUAUGAUCACAUUUCCAGGGUUUCUGGUUGUUUAGAUUAUGUUUUAAAGUUGAACUUGUCAUUUGUUGUCGAGUAAUGAAUUUUCGUUUUUAUUCUCCGUGGUUUUACCAUGAUAGAUUAUUUUUUUUCUUCUUUUCUGAGGAAUUUAUUCUACUGUCUCAUCAAAAUUAUCUGAAAUUAUGUUCCUGUAAAGUAUCAUUCUGGGAAAAUGUCGAUAAUAGUUUCCGGCUUUUUGCAUAUUUUCAUUAUUCUUCAAGAGAGCAUAUUUAAUAACAUUGGCUUAAUCUGCUGUGCAGGUAAGUCUGCGGAAAUUCGUUAUGGAACCGGUGCAAUAUCUGGUUUCUUCAGUGAAGACUACACUACAGUUGGUGAUCUUGUCGUUAAAAACCAGGUAAGGAAGUAUUAUAUUAAUGUUUCAUGUUUGCCAGUUGCUAAUCAUCACUAUAAGCUGUACGGCUUUGUUUUCACCUCAUGACAUUUGUUGCAGGUUUUUAUUGAGGCUACCAAGGAAUCCAGCUUGACAUUCUUGGUGGCAAAAUUUGAUGGAAUAUUGGGACUUGGUUUCCAAGAAAUUUCUGUGGGGAAUGUGGUCCCUCUAUGGUGCGUUCCUUGCUCUCAAUUUCUAUCUGAUUGUGUUAUUCGAUUUUUAUUAUCCAACUGUGUUCUAUUAGUGUUUGUUUUAUAAUAUCUGACCUUCUCAAGAUUAGUAAUUUACUUUGAUGGAGCAGAAUGUAACCUACUAAUGGCUGCCAGGCACAUAACAUGACACCUAUUUUCUUUGUGUCUCCCGAAUGCUACCUCGCGUUCCUCUGCUUGGCAUGCUUCCGUGAAGUUGAAUAAUCAACUUUUUUUAUUCAAUUUCAUUUCGGAGCUUCCUUAAGUCUUAUCUUCAUCUAGAAAUAUCUCCAUUUGAGUGUAGAAGCUAAUGCCCCCUUUUUUUUCAGGUACAACAUGGUUGAACAAGGUCUUGUGAAGGAACCUGUUUUUUCAUUCUGGUUUAAUCGAAAUGCUGUGGAAGAUGAGGGUGGAGAACUGGUAUUCGGUGGUGCAGACCCCAGUCAUUACAAGGGAAAUCACACGUACGUGCCAGUCACUCUGAAAGGCUAUUGGCAGGUGAAGUUUCAGAAACAUAUGCGAUCAUUACCUCGUCUGACUGGAUAUUUUAGUUAUUUUAAUUUUGCCCAUUUUACUUCUUGCAGUUUGACAUGGGUAAUGUCCUGGUCGGUGGGCAAUCUACAGGUAUAUCAAAUGAUGAUUCCUUCAUUCCUUUAUGAUUUCCUCUUUGUUGGAUCUACUGUCGUACUGAUUUGAUAUCUUUUGAUCUUUUUGAUCUCAGGGGUCUGCUCUGACGGCUGUGCAGCCAUUGCUGAUUCUGGAACGUCCUUAAUCGCGGGUCCAACGGUAUGUGUAUCAUGUUUAUCUUGCAUCUUGCAGCGGAAGACUAAUAACUUCGGUUUGUGUUUGGUUGGGGAUGAUCUGCCGGUUAAGGAAUGCCAGUCCUGGGCAGAUAGCUCUCAUCGUUUUUUUUUCUUAUAAUUCGUAGAGAUCGAGUCGGAUCUCUUCUGAUUUGCUCCAAUUCUCUUCAUCUGAUUGUCUACAAAACUGGGCCUCCAGCAUGGUCUGUUGACAUCUUCUGCGUGCUUCCGUAGGGUCUCUUAUCUGAAUGAUUAUUCAUGCAGGCAACAAUAACCGAGAUCAAUCACGCCAUCGGGGCCAGUGGAGUAGUUAGUCAGGAGUGCAAGACUGUUGUUCAGCAGUAUGGCCAAACGAUAUUGGCCUUGUUACUAGCGGAGGUACUUCCCUUGUUUAAUCCAAUGUUCUUGAAGCUGCCCUCGUGGGAUGAUAACUGGUUGACCCUGGAUUCAUAUGCAGACGCAGCCAAAGAAAAUAUGCUCUCAGAUUGGUCUCUGUACCUUUGACGGAGCCAGGGGCGUCAGGUUUGUCCGUUGACCUUCGCCUCUCAUCAUCUUCCUCUCUGGGGGGGGAGGGGGGGGGGGAGAUCUAGUCCUGAUGGAGGAUCUUGCCGGGCCUUUCCUCUCUGCAGCAUGGACAUCAAGAGCGUGGUCGACGCUAAAGAGGAGAAGUCUUCUGGGAGCUUGGGAGAUGGCAUGUGCUCCGCAUGUGAGAUGGCUGUUGUUUGGAUGCAGAAUCAACUCAGACAGAACCUAACUCAGGAGCGGAUCUUGGACUAUGCCAAUCAGGUGAAAUAAUCUGUUGUUUAUGGUUUCCAUCGUCAGGUUGACAUCUCCUCGCUCGUUUACAACCCAUCCUAAUUCCUGGGGCUUCGUGCAGCUAUGCGAAAAGCUCCCUAGUCCCAUGGGAGAAUCAUCUGUCGACUGUGCAAGUCUCGAGUCUAUGCCCAGUGUUUCCUUCACCAUUGGGGGCAAGGAGUUCUCUCUCACACCAGAGCAGGUCUUAUGCUGCAUCCAUCACUUAAUUUCGUUUUCUUCUAUCUAUGUUCUUUAUCAAGCUUACGCGUUAUUCAAAAGCAGAAUAAUAUUUGAUCAGGGUUAGUUCUUGAAUGCACAAAAAUAUAAAAAAUUAUUAACCACCUCGUCUGUUUCCUUCUCUCCUUCCUUCCUCUCUCUCUCUCUAAUCACUAAUCUUCUUCUUCUUCCUGGUGGAACAGUAUAUUCUCAAGGUCGGCGAUGGGCCUGCCGCACAGUGCAUCAGCGGAUUUACUGCCCUGGAUGUUGCUCCCCCUCGUGGCCCUCUCUGGUACUUGCCCAAUCCGCUCAUCUCUCCGCCCAAUUCUUCCGCAUCUUCCAACUGGGUUUCCACCAGCUGCAUCAUAUGCUCGAACAACUCCUGACCCAGUUCCUUUUUUCUCUUCUUUUUUUCUGCUGCCUGUUUCUUCGUGUUCCAAGGAUCUUGGGCGAUGUCUUCAUGGGAGUCUACCACACGGUGUUCGAUUAUGGCAACCUGCGCGUCGGUUUCGCCGAAGCAGCAUGA